AAAUUCAAAGGGUGUUUACGUCGACACACACCACCAUUUAUUUUUUCCUCAUUUAAGUUUUCACAUAAUUUGAUGCAUAAAUAAUGUCGCAAGUGAAGUUUACUGAUGGCGAAAAAGUUUUGUGCUAUCAUGGUCAGCUUAUUUAUGAAGCAAAACUGCUUAAAACUCAGGUAAAGGACCGAACAGUUAAAUACUACAUACACUAUGCUGGGUGGAGUAAAAACUGGGAUGAAUGGGUCCAAGAGAAUCGCGUACUGAAAUUUAACGAAGCGAAUGUUCAACUGCAAAAGGAAAUCCAGAAGAAAAUGGAAAACUCUACUAAAAUAAGCAAAAAAGCAGCAAAGUCCGGUUCAAAAAAAGUUGACUCUUCUUUCGAUGAUGCCGCAACAUCGCGCUCCUCAACACCUUCCAAAGAUGUUGGUAAAGAUUCAACACCACGAUCAAGAGGAUCAAGUGUUAAACCAACAGCAUCAACAUCUACGACCUCGAGCAAAGAAUCCCGAUCAAUCGACGAUGAUAUCAUGAAAAAGAAACGUCAACGUCUUGACACUUCAGUUUCAAAUGAAGGCGAAGAGAAGAUUAACAAACCUGAAAUAAAUAUUUCGAUUCCAAAAGACCUGAAAACUUUCCUCGUAGAUGAUUGGCAUGCUAUUAACAGUCAACAUAAAUUAGUGGAAUUGCCGGCAAAAAUAACGGUUGAGGAAAUUGUUGACAAAUACAAGCAACAUAAAAAAUCAAAGUCAAGUGGAAGUGGCGCUGGUAAAGGACAGUCCUGUGAAGACAUCUCCAAUGGAAUAUUGGAGUACUUUAAUGUGAUGCUUGGAUCGCAAUUACUUUAUAAAGUCGAAAGAACACAAUAUGCUGAUAUUCUUCAGAAAUAUCCGGACAAGCCAAUGUCUCAAAUCUACGGCGCAUUCCACUUGCUUCGACUAUUCGUAAAACUCGGCACUGUGUUGUCGUUUACAACACUUGACAAGCACAAUAUUCGUGUGCUCAUUGGACAUCUUGGAGAGUUUCUUAAAUUUCUAGAGAGUGAGCAGAAAGAGUUCUUUACAAUGUCGAGCUUUAAUCAUCAUCAAACAAGCGAAUAUCUGAGACGCGCUAAUCAAUAAGCUGUCACCUUAUAACAUUUUCAUUUAUUGGCAAUUUUGUUUUAAAGAACCUUUUUUUAUAAUUGAAUAAGUAUAAUCUAUGGGAAGUAUCUGAAAUCAAAUAAUCUGCUGCUGAAAUAAAGGCAAAGACGAUUGCAUAAAAUAAAAGUUACGAACUCAAAUAAAGGAAAAAUAAAAGAAAAAAUAUUUUUUUUGUGAUUUGUGUCUUAAAA
Messenger RNA from Clunio marinus, 1324 nucleotides. NCBI's taxonomy places the organism in Eukaryota, Metazoa, Arthropoda, Insecta, Diptera, Chironomidae. The record is from the annotation of a GenBank genome assembly.